Schistocerca serialis cubense is the source of this 1723-nucleotide messenger RNA. RefSeq names its product probable chitinase 2. The transcript has 8 exons. The record is from RefSeq and is a predicted model, not a curated record. Gene Ontology annotation, cellular component: extracellular region. NCBI's taxonomy places the organism in Eukaryota, Metazoa, Arthropoda, Insecta, Orthoptera, Acrididae. The coding region runs from base 34 to 1332 and encodes 432 amino acids. Gene Ontology annotation, molecular function: chitinase activity; chitin binding. Gene Ontology annotation, biological process: chitin catabolic process; carbohydrate metabolic process.
GGCAGCGCGCGCCCAACCGCGCCAGUGGACGAGAUGCAGCAGCUCGCGCCGCUUGUCGUGCUCGCCUUCCUGGCCGGCGCCUUCGCCGCGUCUCCCCUUGGCCAUAACAAAGCAGUGGUGUGUUACGUAUCAAGUUGGGCUGUGUAUCGACCAGGAAAUGGAGUGUUUACUGUCAGUGAUAUCAACCCAAAUAUUUGUUCUCAUCUUGUCUAUGCAUUUGCUGGGCUAAAUGCUACAGACAACACAAUUAUAACUCUUGAUAAGUACAAUGAUCUAGAAGAGGAUUAUGGGAAAGGUAAUUACAAGAAGAUAACUGGUUUAAAAAACCAGUACCCUCACCUGAAAGUCUCCAUUGCUAUUGGUGGCUGGAAUGAAGGCUCUGCAAAUUAUUCCCACAUGGCAUCUACUCCAACAACUAGACAACAAUUUAUAAGAAGUGUUGUAAAUUUCUUAAGGAAAUACAACUUUGAUGGGUUGGACCUGGACUGGGAGUAUCCAACACAAAGAGGUGGUGUCCCAUCUGACAGAGAAAAUUUUGUUGCUUUAGUGCGGGAACUUCGACAAGAGUUUGAUAAAAAUGGUUGGUUGCUUACUGCAGCACUCGGUGCAUCCACGGCAGUUAUCGAAAAAGCUUACGAUGUGCCAAUGCUCGGCAAGUACCUCGACUACAUGCACAUUAUGUGUUACGAUUACCACGGUACCUGGGAUAAAAUGACAGGGGCCAAUGCACCAUUGUAUGGAGUCUCACCUUCUGAUACACUUAGUGUUGACAGCAGUAUUCGAUAUUACUUAAAGCUUGGAGCUCCAGCAAAGAAACUGUUGAUGGGUGUGCCAUUGUAUGGACGUACUUUUAUGUCUGAUGCAAAUGCUAAUGUGGGAGGUCUCGGUGCUCCUGCAGAGGAGAAAAGCUUUCAGGGACCAUAUACUAAAGAAGAUGGAUACAUGGGCUAUAAUGAGAUAUGUUUGGAACUAAAGACUAAUAGUUCUAUGUGGACAACAAUGUGGGAUGACAAAUCAUCCACACCAUAUGCAGUCAGUACAAACAAAGUGAUUGUUUAUGACAAUGCCAAGAGUCUGACAGAAAAGGUAAAUCUGGCCAUGAAGCUUGAACUGGGUGGUAUCAUGGUGUGGCCUUUAGAUACAGAUGAUUUCCGUGGCGAGUGUUCUGAAGGCAUCUAUCCUCUAAUGCACACAAUAAACAAAGCAAUUGUGCAGUCAUCACAGCAAAAGAGUGACUCAUCGGGUAUGAAGGCAGCUGAUUCUACAGCAGCUGCUUCUUGCGGAUGUGCAUCAUUGAUUUUCCUAAGUUUUCUGUAUUUAUUCCGACUAUAAGAUAAUUUUUGAUAGUUAUACUUCUUCUAUGCAUUAAAAUGCAGUGCUGAGCCACAUGCAUAUGAUCAGAAGAUAUAAUGCUCAGACUUUCAACUUACACAGCAUCUGUGAAAUUAAUUAAGAACCUUUUUCUGAGUGCGACUAUUUUCUCUGUAAACAUUCCAGUGUCACUCUGAAUUUACUUGUCCUACAUUAAGUUUAGAAAUUUUGCAUUUUUGUACAUUCACUAUGGAGCUCUUAUGUUUGUAAUUUUUGAAGUAAUUAUCUUACAAAAGGAUAUUCAUGUUAUAUUACACAACUUCUUUUCGUAAAUGUAGGAUCAUUAUUUUACUGUGAACACUUGAUGUGUGGAUGUAAUAUUUGAAACUUAAGUACAGGAUCUUAAAACAGA